Molecule: messenger RNA, 2854 nt
Organism: Hylaeus anthracinus
Lineage: Eukaryota; Metazoa; Arthropoda; Insecta; Hymenoptera; Colletidae
Gene: Naprt
Product: nicotinate phosphoribosyltransferase
Exons: 11
Coding region: 339-2171 (610 amino acids)
Biological process (GO): NAD+ biosynthetic process
Molecular function (GO): nicotinate phosphoribosyltransferase activity
Source: RefSeq, a predicted model, not a curated record
GCGUUCACGUGGUCGAACGAAAUAGAUAACCCGAUUCCUAGUUAUUUUUUAAGAAGAACCUCUACUAUUGGUGGAAAUGGCGGAUUAACAGGUCGCGUUGUUCGUAACGUCCUUCAAACGUUCCUAUCGAUUCUGAGAGUGUACGGAGAGACCAAACGUAUAAUACGAUGUUCACCGUUGAAACAUGUUAGUUCGUCGGUAACAGUGCUUGACCGGUUAUCGCUGAAUAACUGGCGUAACAUUUGCUAUCGUCGGGACAAGAAUAUAUAUAUAUAUAUAUCCGCCUUUUUAUUUUGUUUUUUUUUCUUUCAAUUGGAUCCUUAAAAUCAUUUCGAAAAAUGUCAGAUGACGAGGGAAAAUCGUGGUGUCACUCGCGUCAGAACUGUGUUGUGCAACCACUUCUGACAGAUUUGUAUCAGAUUACAAUGGCGUAUGCUUAUUGGAAAAGCGGAAAAAUGAACGAUCAUGCUGUAUUUGAUCUAUAUUUUCGUAAAAAUCCAUUUCAAGGAGAAUUUACUAUCUUUGCUGGGUUGGAAGAGUGCAUUAAGUUUUUGGAAAAAUUUCGUUAUUCUUCUAGCGAUAUCGAAUACUUGAAAUCAACGAUGCCAUUGUCGGUUGAUCAAAGGUUUUUUGAAUACUUGAAAGACCUCACCCCGAAAGAUGUUACGAUAUAUGCCAUGGAGGAAGGUUCAGUUGUCUUUCCUCGAAUACCAUUACUAAGAGUAGAAGGUCCAUUAAUAAUGGUACAACUUUUGGAAACAACACUGUUAACCUUAGUUAACUAUGCAAGUUUAAUGGCAACUAACGCAGCCAGAUACCGUAUGGUUGCUGGGAAGAAUAUAACAUUGUUAGAAUUUGGCCUUCGAAGAGCUCAGGGUCCUGAUGGUGGAUUGAGUGCAUCUAAAUAUAGUUAUAUUGGCGGUUUUGAUGGCACUAGUAAUGUACUAGCAGGAAAGCUUUAUAAUAUUCCUGUAAGCGGAACACACGCACACGCAUACAUUACAUCUUUUACUGGACUCGAUGAUUUGCAAGAAAAAACGUUAGCACAUAAAGAAACAGGAGAGGUUUACGAUCUUCUAGACAUAGCGUGCAAACAUCGAGACUCCAUUGCGGCUGACGUAGGAACACUAGUUUCUGAGGCUUCUAGUGGAGAAUUAGCUGCUUUGAUUAGUUAUGCUAUUGCUUUCCCGCAACGAUUUGUCGCUCUUGUAGACACAUAUGACGUGAAAAGUAUCGAAGCCUCGGCCAAGAGACAGGCAUGUAUAGCCAGCCUAAAUGUAAAGAAUAAAAGUCUAACAAAUGGGUCCAAUACACAUGCCCAAAAUGGCGUCAGAAACAAUCCAAUUAUAUCAGAAUCGACUUCGCAUCACAAGAAUGGCUUUUUAAGACGAGGCGAAUUGGGUGAGCUCUAUGUGAGGAGUGGUCUUCUAAACUUCUGUGCCGUGGCAUUAGCUUUAAAUGAUUUGGGUUAUAAAUCCAUUGGUAUACGAAUAGAUAGCGGUGAUUUGGCAUACUUAAGUAAUGCCGCGAGAGACAUUUUUGAAAGAAUUGCUUCCAAAUAUAACAUACCUUGGUUUGCAAAAUUGAUGAUUUGCGCAUCAAAUGAUAUCAACGAAGAAACUAUUCUAAGUUUAAACGAACAGAGCCAUAAGAUUGAUUGUUUUGGGAUUGGAACACAUCUGGUGACAUGUCAAAGACAGCCAGCGUUAGGUUGUGUUUAUAAAAUGGUUGAGGUUAAUGGUCAACCCAGAAUUAAGCUCAGCCAAGAAGUUGGUAAAGUAACGAUACCAGGAAAAAAAGAUGCUUUCAGAUUAUAUGGUGCAGAUGGGUAUGCUUUAAUUGAUCUUUUACAAAGAUCGACAGAAGAAAUUCCCCAAGUAAAACAGAAAGUUCUUUGUAGACAUCCAUUUCAGGAGUCAAAGAGAGCUUAUGUUAUACCGACACGAGUGGAGUCGUUACAUAAGGUAUAUUGGAAAAAUGGAAAAUUAUGUCAACCGCUACCAACAUUGCAUGAAAUAAAAAACAGAGUUCAGGAAUCUUUAAAAACACUUAGAAAUGAUCAUAAAAGAAAUUUGAAUCCUACACCGUACAAGGUGGCUGUUAGCGAUGAUUUAUAUAAUUUCAUACACGAUUUGUGGCUGCAAAAUGCACCGAUCGGUGAACUUUCGUGAAGCUAUGACUAAGUCAUCGUUGCUAACUGGUUAGAACAAAAACCAUAGUUGUUACAAGAACAAUAGACCGUGCUUUCAAAUGGCCUACACAUCAGAUUAAAUGAGGGUUCCAGACAUUUUUCUUUUACACUCUUUGGAAAACCUCUAUUUCUAUAAGCAUAGUUUGAUUACAGUAGUAUAUUUUGAUAACGAAUCAUCCUACAAUAUGUUUACAUAAUUUUAUAAACAUAGCACGGAUUAUCUUUAAGAAAUAGUACAAUCUCUAAGCAGUACUCUCAAUCUGCAGUAACAUACAAAACGGGUACACAUAAAUUAGCGAUGCACAAUUUAAAUAGAAAUAGUUUUACGUAUAAUUAAACAGAAAAGGUAACGAAAUCGUUAAUGUAAAUUAAAUGUAAAUAAUCGUCAAUAUCUUUUAAACAUUUGUAACAAAACGUUUGUGAAUGAUCUUUUUUGAAUUUUAUAGUUUAAAUAAGUUAUGUUUUUUUUAGAGAAAAUAAAAAAUUAUACAAAAAAACAAUUUUGUAAAAUAGACACUCAGACAGAUAAAAAAAAAUCUAAUGGUCUAAAUGCCGUAAAAUUGAUUGAACCUUAUUACUAAGAUUAUCUUUAUCUUGAACAUGUUUAUAUAUAAUUUAAUCUUGAUUUUGUAUUAUGUUAUUAUAAUAAAGUAUACUUUAGAA